AACAUCAGCAACCAGUUGAUGCCAAGACAGGUUGGUUGAUUCGAGCACCAGCUUUGCAAAAUUCGUGUUCUAAUAAGGUUCUCUUUAUCAAAAAAGCGUGUUACUAAAAUUAUCACUGUAACCUGCUUCACUAAAACAUAUUUCUCGUUAUAUUGUUGACAAAUAAAGCAAAAAUGGCUGCAUCAAAAGUCGAUCUGACUCACAUAUUGGAAUGCAAGAUUUGUUUGGACACCUAUCAUAAACCAAAACAGCUUACUUGUGGCCAUUCUUAUUGUCAAGAUUGUUUAGACAGUAUUCUUGUUUUUAACAAUGAUGGAAGUGCUGAACUUCCUUGUCCAUUAAGAUGUAAUGGAAAGACAUUGGUAAAUCAACAUGAAACAACGGCUUCUUUAGUUACUGCAUAUACAUUAAAUGACCUUUUGGAUCAGAUGCCAGUUGGUAAAAUAAAUAGUCCUUUGUGCCAACAAAGUGAGCUAUGCCAUCGUAACAUCUCCUGCUUCUGUACAAAAUGCAGUGUAAAGAUCUGUGACAGAUGUCAAAGCCCACAUUCUUGUACCAACAAAUCUUUUACCAAUGUCAGUUUUAACGAAAAAUUGAAAGAACUCCAACCAUUGUGUAAACAACACAACUCAAUUGCAAAAUUUGUCUGUAUUGACUGUGAAAAUCUGUUUACCUGUGUGUAUUGCACACACAGGCAACAUAAGAAUCACAGAAUCAAAUCGAUAGAUGAAUUUGGUGUGGAAGCCAAAAACUGGUUUCAAUCGUUUAUCAACUCAUUCGAUGAAACAAAAGUGGUGUUGGAAAAGUUAACAAGGAAAUACGGUGACGCUCUAAAAAAAAUUGAGAAAGAAAGAGAAGCACUUGCUCUUAAGUUGAAAGAAAGAAAGUUGAAACGACUAGAACAGUUUCUUAAAAUGCUAAAUAAAGAAGAAGAAGAUCUAUUGAAAUCAUUUGAUGAGAAAUCUAAAGAAUUUAAAGCAAAAUUGAUUUCUGCUGGUUUUGUUGACAAUACCAACGUAAAAGAAUUUAGAGAUUACAUUCAAAGUUUUAAUUUAAAAUCCCAUUUCGAGUUAGUUGCUGAGAAGAUAGAAAUCGAACGACAACUGCGCAGACUAUCCUCUUUUCCAAAAAUUAUCCCAGCUUUUAAGUCAUAUCUUUAUGAAAUGAACAAAGAAGACUUUUUGGUACAUCCAUUGGGUGAAAUGAAAAUUUUUUUUUGCAUUGAUAACAUCACCACUGUUGGUUUAGCUUCUAGUGAAUUUUCUGUUUAUAAAAAUGUGAUUGAUGAAAGUAAAGCAGAACUGGACCAUUCACAAUUAUCAACAGAUUUAAUGAAAUUAGUUGAAUAUCUGAAAGAGUAUGAAAAACCACUGGCUAAAGCUAACAUUGGUAGUAGGAAGCAAUUAGUCGGCGGUGUAAAGCGAAAAGAUACGCAGAAGGCUGAAAAGAAAUACACAUUUGACGAUGUUAUGGUGAUAAUACAAAAUAGUGAUGUCAAGAUGUUGCAAACAAUUCUUAUUGAUGAUCCAACUAUCGUUGAAAUGAGAGAUAAUAUGGAAGCAACACUAUUGAUGGAAGCUGCAUUGCACAAUAAACCAUCAAUAGUGAAAUCUUUGAUUGAUGCUGGUAGUGAUGUGUAUGCUGCGAAUAAAUAUAAACAUAAUGCAUAUCACUACAGUGCAUAUUUUGCUCAUCAUGAAGUUUUAAAUGUUUUAAUUAAUCAUGACGUGACAAAUAUAAACAACGUAAGCAAAUAUAAUUCCACACCCUUACAUUAUGCAUCUAGCAAUGAUCAUAUUGAAUGUGUGAAGUUGUUGUUUUCUGUACCACAUAUCGAUGUAAAUAUACGAAACUAUCGGAAUGAAACAGCUUAUGAUGUUACUCGUAAUGACACUAUCAAACGUUUAUUGCAAGAACAUCGAAUGAAUAAUAACUAAUUAAUAAAUUACUUUUUUAUUUUCUUACGCAAUUUUAAAAGUCGUAUUACACAUUGUUUUAUACAAGAAUCGAGAUUUUUAUAUACAUUUGUUAGAGAAGCCAUUUGUGUCCAGAUCUUUUGCGAAAUUAUAAAAUAGAAAAAAAAUCAAUCUUUUGAGAUAUACUGUAACUUUAGGUUAUAUCUGUAGCGCGUUAAAGGAGUUUUGUGUUUAUAUGGAACGAUUCUCCACUACAAGCGAAGCAAAUAUUAAGAGUUAUAACAUAAAUCACUGCUUUUACUUGAACUAAUUUCUAUUGAAUUAACAUGAAUAUGCUCGGUUUAUAUCGUAAACAAGUUAUCGCACUUGUUCUCGUCAUAUGUUUUUUUCGUUUUUUAGUCCCGUAUAUUUCGCCUAAACGACAUAAAAAAACUCAAAAAAAAUAUUUUGCGAUAUUUGUUUCCGCACUGUGCGAUAACUACUACUACUUAUUACACGUGUUUUCUGUACUGUAAAAAAUUAAUUGAUACCAAUAAAGAUUAUUCCAUAUGCACUAUAUUCACAUUACUCAAACGAUCUUUAUCUAUUUUGACUUCGUCAUCUAGAGUAUUGAUGCUAAGAUAUACCCUACAAUUAACUUUGUAUCUCAUUUUUGUCUAGAAUUGUAGAUUAGGCGAAGAUUUAGACUGAGAUAUGCCCAACAAUCAAAAUUGUCUCAGUGUUUGUGUCUAGAAUUGUUGUAUAACUGAAAGAAUGAGAUCUGCUCUAGUAUAUUAGGAGAACACCUAGGCUGAGAUAUGUUCAACAUUUUAAUUUGUCUCCGUAUUUUUGUCUGGAAUUGUAGAUUAGGUGAAGAUUUAAUAUAUAUUUAUAUAUAUA
Messenger RNA from Hydractinia symbiolongicarpus, 2795 nucleotides. Its product is annotated as E3 ubiquitin-protein ligase Midline-1-like. NCBI's taxonomy places the organism in Eukaryota, Metazoa, Cnidaria, Hydrozoa, Anthoathecata, Hydractiniidae. Bases 174 to 1937 code for a protein of 587 amino acids. The transcript has 5 exons. Gene Ontology annotation, molecular function: protein binding. The record is from RefSeq and is a predicted model, not a curated record.